Fomitopsis serialis is the source of this 1409-nucleotide messenger RNA. RefSeq lists its product as uncharacterized. NCBI's taxonomy places the organism in Eukaryota, Fungi, Basidiomycota, Agaricomycetes, Polyporales, Fomitopsidaceae. The coding region runs from base 78 to 1091 and encodes 337 amino acids. The transcript has 3 exons. The record is from RefSeq and is a predicted model, not a curated record.
ACGGAUCUGUACCCUGCCAGUGUGUGCAGCCACCAAGGGCUACCCAGCGGCCCCUCUUCCCCACCCCCUCUCCAGCCAUGAGUUUCCAGAGCUUUCGGCUGCAGCCCCUCGCACCCCAGGCUGGUUUCUCCCCCGAGAGGUCCUCCGAUGCAGAGUCUUCCCUAUCCCAGGCACUUGGGACUGACCAGGUGCCGUCGUCGGGCGGCAGUGGGAGCGCGAAGAAGGCCCCGUAUGGCUCGGGCGACGCAGACGAUGGUUACACGCUUGUGUUCGUGUCAAUGACGGCGUUUCAGGAGUGGAGGCAGCGCGAGGAGGAGGAGAAGGUGAUUGAGUUCGUGAAGGGGGACACGCAUACCAGCAAGGCGGUCCCCCCACGGUUCAAGGACCACACGAAGUUGGUGUGCGCGCGGCACUCGAGGAGCGGGAGGAAGAAGUACGUGAAGAAGUACCCAGACCGAGUGAGGAAGGUACCGAGCAGAAAGCUAGAGGGGAUUGGCUGCCCGGCGUCGAUCAGCUACAAGACGUACUUCGAUACGGAUGAGGUGCGCGCAAUGUACAUCUCGGAACACUCCCACGAGAUUGGGCCACCCAAUUUGCCCUUCACAAAACGCGGACGAAGGCAGCAAGCAGAGCAGGCCCGAGCCCGGACGCGAAAUGAGGAUGGCACAGAUGGGGGAGCAUCCUCUAGCAGCCCACCCACAGCCACGGUCAGCUUACAGCCUACCAACACUGUCGCCGGCCCGUCGUCAGCGUCCACGCCGCCUGACCACAUACCACCUCCGCCACCCGCAGGGCCCUUCUCCCAUCCCUCCUUCCAGUCCGCGAUAUCCAUGCCUGCUCCCAUGCCCCCUGGGAUGCCCCCUCAGCAGCAUGACCUCGAACAGGAGCGCUGGGACAGGAUGGGUGUCCUCUUUGGAAGCAUCAGAGAGCAGACGCGAACGUUCAGCUAUCCGGCAGCGUCAGUCGCUGCGCUGGAGAGCGUGCUGAUUCGACUGUACCUCGAGGGCCCCGUGGCUGGGAUGCCGCCCCCACCGCAUGACAUGGGCCCGGCUAUGGAGGCUGGUAUGGAUGGGAUGAAUGGGAUGCCGUGAGCUUGGGCCGCUUGACCCUGGCCGGUGCAGAAUGCGAGCGUACGAUAAGUUAUGUCUUUCCGUAUCAUUUCUCUGGUCCAACUGGCAUGUAAUACGCGAGUGUCUGUUGCUCACGCUGAUGGACGGACCCAAAGGACAUUCGAUCACCAAAAUUAUUGGUGCCUACGAUAAUUAGUUUCAUUUUUCCGUACGCAGUGCUCCUUGUACCUAUCACCACCCCUCCAAAAGAUCAAGUUCCCGGUGGGCUGAUUUGGACAUCACAUGACUGGCGUUCAGUAGAUGGAGGAUCUCGAUCGAGCCAAGGACCGCGCUUGUCCG